Eublepharis macularius is the source of this 714-nucleotide messenger RNA. RefSeq names its product claudin 16 (gene CLDN16). Lineage: Eukaryota; Metazoa; Chordata; Lepidosauria; Squamata; Eublepharidae. Bases 1 to 714 code for a protein of 237 amino acids. The record is from RefSeq and is a predicted model, not a curated record. Gene Ontology annotation, molecular function: structural molecule activity. Gene Ontology annotation, cellular component: plasma membrane; bicellular tight junction. Gene Ontology annotation, biological process: bicellular tight junction assembly; cell adhesion. The transcript is spliced from 5 exons.
AUGCAGCACUUCCUCCAGUACUUGGGCUGCUUCUUUGCUUUCUUCUCCGCCGGGUUCCUGAUUGCAGCCACCUGGACCGACUGCUGGAUGGUGAACACGGAUGACUCCCUGGAGGUGAGUGCCACUUGCCGAGGCCUGUGGUGGGAAUGCGUCACCAAUGCCUUCGAUGGGAUAACCACCUGUGAUGAAUACGACUCCAUCUUUGCUGAACACCCGGUGAAACUGGUCCUGACCCGAGGAAUGCUGAUCACAGCUGACAUCCUGGCCGGUCUGGCAUUCGCCUUCCUCCUUCUGGGCCUUGACUGUGUAAAAUUCCUGACGGACGAGCCUCGGAGCAAGGCCCGCAUCUGCUUCAUCUCUGGAUUAAUGCUGCUCGCCGGAGGUCUCCCUGGGCUCAUCGGAUCUGUCUGGUAUGCCAUCGGUGUCUAUGUGGAGCGCUCCACCCUGGUUCUGCACAAUGUCUUUGUGGGCAUCCAGUAUAAAUUUGGUUGGUCAUGUUGGCUGGGCUUGAGCGGUGCACUGGGCUGCUUCCUAUCCGGCGCUUUGUUGACCUGCUGCAUGCAUCUUUUCAGAGGUACCGGAUCCGGCAGAUACUCUUCCUGCGGCUCCUUGCGGAAGGCUCACGCCCCCCCUGGAAUGAUGGCCGCCAGCCUGUCCCACCCGUCCUGCCAGACGUCCACUGCCAAAAUGUAUGCGAUGGACACCCGGGUGUGA